Molecule: messenger RNA, 2295 nt
Organism: Larimichthys crocea (large yellow croaker)
Lineage: Eukaryota; Metazoa; Chordata; Actinopteri; Sciaenidae
Gene: lnpka
Product: limb and neural patterns a
Exons: 13
Coding region: 280-1503 (407 amino acids)
Biological process (GO): endoplasmic reticulum tubular network organization
Cellular component (GO): endoplasmic reticulum tubular network
Source: RefSeq, a predicted model, not a curated record
GCUGACUUUAGGUCGUGUGUAGUGGGUCAUGUCUGACACAGACCCUCCUUGUGAAAGCCCAGCAGCAGCCGCAGCCGCAGGGAGUUUGUUCCACGCUGUUCUUUUAGUGGACACUCCCCCAUCUUGGCUCACACGCCUCCGCCUAAAGACAGGCGGACCGUAGUCCUGCCACAGGCUGUUGAAACCGGACAACUCUCCUGCUAAAGCAGGUGGAGAAGUUAUCCAUCAGAGAAAGUCAAAGGAGGGUCCCCGAUACAGAACAUCCUACGCUCCCUUAACAUGGGGGCUCUCAUCUCACGGUGGAAGGCCAAGCCAUCCACUGUUGAGAUUUUGGAAGGAAUCGAUAAGGAUAUACAGACUCUUGAAGAAUACACUGAGAAGUAUCAAAGGCAGUUGAAGAUAUGGGUCGGGCGACUGCUUCUGUACUCGUCUCUUCUCUACCUGAUCACAUGUGUAGUUGUGUAUUUCUGGUACCUGCCUGAGCAGUUGAUGGGACGGCUCAUAUUGUCUCUUCCCUUCGUAAUAUUUCCGUUAUUAGUUUGGUUACUACGAAAAGUGCUUAUAAUUAUAUUUUCACGAAGAACUGAAAAAAAUAAUGACAAAUUAGAGGAUCUGAAAGCACAAAAACGAAAAAUACUUGAAGAAGUUAUGGAAACUGAGACUUAUAAAAAUGCUAAAAUGAUUCUGGAGAGAUUUGAUCCUGAUUCAAGGAAAAAAAUGGAGCUUGAAUCCACUCCUAUUGGACCACAGAUGACUCCAAAACCAGGGCAAGAGCUCCGCCAGCGCAAUGUCAUCCCAAAGACCCCCCUAGCGCUGGUGAAUCCUGCAAGCGGAGCUGCUGCCCGCCCUCCUCUUGCCUCUGGGCCCACCUAUCCUGGACGAUCUUCCCUCUCUGCUCCAGGUGGACCCCCAGAGAGGGGCCUGUCGGCUAUAGCUGCUCAGCAGAGCUUGAUGAGGAAGCCUGUGACCCCUGGAACACCUGUUCCAGGAGUCGGGAUGCACCCCCCAGGCCCGCCCCUGGCCAGACCUGUGCUCCCAAGGGAAAGAGGCGCUAUGGACAAAGUCAUUGAGUAUCUGGUUGGAGAUGGACCUCAGAACAGAUUCGCACUCAUAUGUCAGCAGUGUCUGUCCCAUAACGGCAUGGCAUUAAAAGAGGAAUUUGAAUACAUCGCCUUCAGAUGUGCGUAUUGUUAUUUCCUGAACCCUGCAAGAAAGACCAGGCCUCAGGCACCCAGACUCCCCGAGGUCACCGGUGAACCGAAGCCGUCAUCCGAGACACCGUUCUCAACGUCUGGUGUUGACGAAGAGAACAACCAAUCUGUACUAGGGACAACCAAGCUUGAUGAUGUGUCUGCUGCAACAGACACCACCCAAGAGCCCGGCACACCAACGACCACAGAGCCCAGCUCUGCGUCAGACGGCCAAACCACGCCAGAGUCCCUUGAUAUGCCGUCUGAGAAAUCUGACGGAGAGCAGGAUUUGUCUGCCAUGGAAGUGGAAUAAAACACGGUGGUGAUUUCAACACAAGUCAGCCUCCAACUUUUUUUUUUCUUUGAGUCAAUGUGAAAACAGUUAACUUGUAAGUAAAAUGCCUUGAGUUGGAAAUAUGCAGUAAGAAGUCAGCAGCUGACGUGAUUUUUCAACUUACAGUACGGGAUGUCCUUUCUUUUGAGAAUUGCUUUUAUAGUAUUAGAAAAGAAUUGAUUAUUAAACUGUAUAGCACUAGCAUUUGGUAGCAACCGCCAAACAAACCUCCAUCCAGUAUGAUGAGAUGUCCAACUCGUAACUCAUUUUCGUAACAUUGUAUUGAGAGCGAAGGAUUAUGUUUAUGUUAAUCUUGUUAUUAAAUAGGGAAAGUUCAUGUUCCAUGUCUUUGUUUUCCAUAUUUUAUUUGUUUUUGCCUGGAAAUUGGGAAUUGCGGAAACAAAACAAGGAAUAUUUUGUGGUGAAACAUUUUUAUUUAUGGGAAAUUAUUUAUACAUAUUUUUCUAUAAAACUGUGCCUUUCAUGACGCCGUUGACUGAGGUACUCCGCAGCAUGUUUAUACAACCAUUGUACCAUAAUAGGAAUGCACAUACAGUGUAUAUUUAUUGCUAAGAUGGAAGGAGUGGAGAUGUGUCAGUACUGUGCACCUGCCCUAAGUGCCUUUUUAUAUUUGAAGUCUCUGCCUCAUAGUAUUGUCCAUAAAACUUAUUUACAUAUAGACAAUAAAGUCAUUUAACUGUUUACAAAAAUAUAUGUGAAUGUCUGAAUCCCUGUUCUGUAUAAAUGAUAUUAAAUAAACUUUUGAGAAUA